Molecule: messenger RNA, 837 nt
Organism: Stegodyphus dumicola
Lineage: Eukaryota; Metazoa; Arthropoda; Arachnida; Araneae; Eresidae
Source: RefSeq, a predicted model, not a curated record
AUGGCCUUAGGCAGUCCUUUCUUUGAGAAAGUCUUCUACCAUACUCCGUAUGUUGGCCCGGUACCCAUACCGAUAACGGAUGUCACUCCAGAAGCUUUCCGCUGUGUUAUGCACUACUUGUACACUGACCGUGUGACCUUCAAAGGUGACUAUGAAGCUUUCGCCACUUAUGUAGCUUCCCACCACUUUGAAAUGGACAGUCUAAAAAUGGAAUGUGAAGAUUACAUAUCAUCCCUCGACAUCCAACCGCAGAACGUUUGGAGCCGAUUGGAGAAUGCGAGCCGUUUGCUUAUGGCGAAAAUUGUGCGGAAAUGCUUGACUUAUAUACAGCGAAACACGUUACGAUGUUUGACGAAUGAUGCAUUUAUGUCAGCUAAGCCUGACUCAAUUUUGAGGCUUCUCCAAAUGGAAAUAUUGGAGGUCUCGGAAAUCACACUUUUAGAAUGGUUAAUGUGCUGGGCUAAAAGGAACAUUGGAACCGACCACAACCUGUAUCUCAGAGAAUUUUUGGCACCUUGUUUAAUUCAUAUUCGUUUUAAAGCAAUAACAGCGAAGGAAUUUUGCCGCUUUACUAAAAACUAUCCUCAAUUAUUGGAUGAAAAUGAUGUGCUGAAAAUACUGCAAUAUCUGGAACUGCCGCAUGCAAAUGAGCUGCCACAAUGGUGCUGUAAACUUCCAAAAAGAAAACGGUGUUAAAUGUGUGCCUUUAAUAUCCUGAAACAUCUUUCGAUGGCUGUGAUCAAGGAGGUUAGAAUAAAUGGAGUAAAGCCUUCCCUCCCGCCUGUGCCCAGUGCAGUGAAAAUGAAACCGUGAAAUGUCACGGUAUGACGUCACGAC